This is a messenger RNA of Corythoichthys intestinalis (scribbled pipefish), 6063 nucleotides long. RefSeq names its product aspartate beta-hydroxylase domain containing 2 (gene asphd2). The record is from RefSeq and is a predicted model, not a curated record. Gene Ontology annotation, cellular component: membrane. Lineage: Eukaryota; Metazoa; Chordata; Actinopteri; Syngnathiformes; Syngnathidae. The transcript has 7 exons. Bases 873 to 1982 code for a protein of 369 amino acids.
UAACACUGGAUGUCUUUCCCAGUGAAGCUUUUAUUUACGACAAAAUUAGUAUGUCUGCCUGCCGUUGGUCGCCCCUAUAGACUCAGCGACUGACUUGCAAAUUGUCGGUAGGGGGGCUAUUAUUUUAUUUUCAACAUAAGUUCUGUAUUUUCCUGUUUGGGCUUUCGUCGCGCUCUUAGAAGAAAAUUCUUUUUAUGUUGCGUGAUCUCCGUCUGUGUGCACUGCAGUGGUGCGCAGCUUGGUCUGAAGGAAACACCUGUGUGCCUUCUUUUCUGCUCUUCUGUGGUCACAUUCUGAAUGUUGAGCAGAUAUGCUCAAUGAUGUUCAUGUCUGGUGACUGGGCUGGCCAGUCCUGGAGGAUCUUGAUUGAAGUAUGCGAUGAAGCACCAUCCUGCAGCAGAAUUUGUCCCUUUUUAUGGUUAGGAAUAGGCAGAACUGUUUUGGAGCGGCAGCGCGCACCCCUCCCUCUCCUGUGUGUGUCAGUGACGCUAUUCUGCUAGACAGCUGGUGUUCAACACAGGCAAACCAAAAAAGAAGCACUCCAAACAAAAGAGAGCACAUAUCCUCAAGGCGAGGCGUCUGUCUUCAAUUACGUGAUAAAACGGGAGCAGGAGCAGCGCAAUCACCAUGAGCCUGAAAGCAUGCACGGAGAGAGAGUCCCUCUUUGCCAAGAGCUGAAAUGUUAGGAUUCGAGGCCGUUGGUGUCAGAUUAAAUCAGCAGACUGUUUACAUUCAAGACUGUCGCAUUAGGAGCUGCUUGACACAAGACCCUUUGUGUGGUUUGAUGCUGCUCCCAAUCCAGACAAAGACUUGCUAACUCUUAUCAGCAUCUCCAUUCCUCUGUGAGAUUCAGCCUUGUGUCGCAAGCCCAGAUGGAGUGGUCACUAGAGAGCGUGAGGGAGAUGGUGGCCGGAGGGAUGCAGUCUGUAAGAGAGUGUGAGACUUGUGCUUGUGCCACUGUGGGGUGUGUCGUGCUGCUGUUCUUGUGGUAUUGCUACAGGGUUGGCCGUGAUCAUAGCUCGAGUCCGUUGCGAGGAAGGUAUCUGACUGGGCCCGGCAGGAUCGGAGGGGUGGUAGGGGGCUUCAUUGGCUCAGACUGUCGUAAUAGGGGCAAAGGGAAGUCCGGCUCCAUGUUAGAAGACCAGAACGGCUUUGCUUUUUGCCAGUCGUCAGAGUGUUUCCGCUGCACCAGUGCUGGAGAAAGUCUAAACCAGAGGCUUUAUCACAGCCUACAGGAAUACGCCAAACGCUACACCUGGUCCGGUAUGGGCAGGGUGCACAAAGGAGUUCGUGACCAAGGGCGGUACCUUAACAGCAGGCCCACCAUCCAGCGGCCUGAAGUCUUUUUCCUCCCCGACUUACCAUCAGCUCCAUUCUUCUCCAGGGAAAUUCAAAGACAUGAUGUGGAACUCCUGGAGCAGAGCUUCCCCACCCUUCUUGCUGAGUUUGAGAGCAUCUACAAUCAACCUCCAGCCCGCAGUGGAUCUCCCCUACCUCCGGGAUGGAAAGCUAACAACACACCUCGUGGCCAGUGGUGGACCUACUACCUGGUCAACCAAGGAACUCCUCUGGUACUUAACGUCAGGAGGUGUCCACGGGCAUGGAGGGUGCUGGGCCAGCUGCGUACAUUCAUCGCCAAUAACGUGUUCGGAAACGCCUGCUUCUCCGUGCUUUCGCCGGGAGCUCUAAUUACAGAACAUUAUGGGCCAACAAACGUGCGGCUGCGCUGCCACCUGGGUCUCCGGGUGCCGCCCUCCUGUGAGCUUGUCGUUGGUGGAGAGCCGCAGUGCUGGUCUGAGGGGAGCUGUCUGCUUUUUGAUGACUCUUUCCUCCACAGGGCUUUUCACGAGGGAAAUGCAGAGGAUGGUGUCAGGGUGGUCUUCAUGGUGGACCUAUGGCAUCCUAAUGUCGCCGCAGCUGAGAGGCAAGCCUUAGACUAUAUUUUCACUCCAGGCCGGCUAGAGGAGAAGGAAGGAAAAUAGCUGACUAUAUGUAAAGAAUCAUGUCCAAGCACAAGAGAGAUCAUCUGAGAAACUGAAGAAAUAUUGGUUGAAUAUCUGUUUUAAACAACUGCAUAAAGCAGCUCAUUUUCAAAUAUUUACAGUGAGGCUUUAAUCUGUCAAAAUAUACGAUCAAAUACAUUUGAAUGCUCAACUGUAUAUUUUGACAUUUGAUAUUUAACUGAUAUAAUCACUCUUGCACCAGUGAUUUCAAGUGCUGACUUUGGUCACAUCAAUCCAUAAAUAUGUUUGAUAACAGGGGUCUUACAUCAGCCAUUACAUGAAUGUUUACAGAGAUAUUGCAGCUGAGGUCAUAACUCCUGCAACUGUUGUUGCCUAUUUUGCCCAAAUUCCUCACCUGCUUGUACAAGACAUGGUUGAAUAAGCACAUUUUUUGUUAGAUUGUAUGAAUCAAACUGUGCAUAUAAAAUGGAGGUGAAUCAUUUUUGUUAAAUUUGCUAAAUUAUGGUAAUUUGGUUGUAUUUGAUAUUACAUUUGUAUUGUAAAUAUGUAGGACUUCAGUGAAAAAGUUGGAAAAAUAGUCUGAAGUGUUUUGGAAUAAUGGUCUUCAGUGCUUGUAACUAUCGUGUCGUCUUGAGUUUAUUAAUACGCCAGUCCAAACACUGCUGAUUGCACUUGAUUCAUUCUGUAAAAUACUCAUGAAGAUUGCUAGACUACUUUUGAAGGAUAUUUUAUUUAUUUUAUGUUAUGCAUGAAAUGCUAACUUCCAAUAAUACAGUAUGUUUGUGUAACUUUAAUCCAUACUUGGAGCUGAUAUAAAAAAGUUUACAUUUACUAUGCUGAAAGACACAAAUGCUUUUUUUGUCUCACUGACUUAAAAUCAGUCUGAACGUCCCUGUUUUCGGUGUCCAGGAGAUCAACAUACUUUGGUCUGUAAUGUAUCAACUCAUAAACAAGAUUGUACACUGUGUCACGUUCCCAAAUGAAACCAUUAUAGUACUCUACCGAUAUGGGGUGAAUGGCCACUCUGCCAGUAAUAAUCUAUUAAUAUAAAUCUGAAAAACAUUACGAUUUGAAAAUGCACAAUGGAACAAAGACAAGUACUUUAAUUUUUGAAGACAUGCCCAGUGGUCUGAUAAAAGUAAAAGUGUCUGGAAAUAAUGAGAAUCAUUACAUUUGGUGGGAAAGUAGAGGAAGUUUGAAAGCCUGAGACCGCCAUCCGAACUAUAAGCUAAAGAGAUGUCCGUUAACUUUUUAACAAGUAACCGAUAUCCCAAUAUUGUCCAAAGCCAAAAAUCCGAUACCGAUACAGUGAGGAGCAGAAGUAUUUGAACUCCUUGUGAUUUUGAAAGUUCACCCACUUAAGAAAAUUGGUAGAGGUCUGAAAUUCCAAUCAUAGAUGCAUUUCCACUCAGAGACAUGAUCUGAAAAAAAUCCAGAAAUCACAUCGUAUGUUGUUGGUUUUUUAAAAUAAUUUAUUUGUAAUUUACUGGGGUACUUAAGUAUUUGUACUCCUGAGAAUUAGCAAUAAUUAUGACACUCAGAGUUGUCAGCCUACCUUAAAAGUCCACCUUUACCCCAUGAGUAACCACCCACCCCUCACCAGUUUGAACUCAUUAUUGUCACCUGUGCAACCAACAGUCAGUCAUAAUCCAACUGAUACCAUUGGCAAGACCAGAGAGCUUUCAAGGGGGACCAGAGAAAAAAAAAUGUUGGAAAGCAGCUUGGUCAGAAUAAAUCAACAGUUGCAGCAAUCGUUAGAAAAUGGAAAAGCUAAACAUGACUGAUAGUCUACCUUGGGCUGGGGCUCCAUGUAAAAUCUCUCCUCGUGGGGCAUCAAUCAUGAUGAAAAAAGUGAGGGCUCAGUCUAGAACUACACGGCAGGAGCUGGUCAAUGAACUGAAGAGCGCUGGAUGCAUAGUUUCAAAGGCUACUGUCAGUAGAACACUACGGUGCAAUGGUUUAAAAUCAUGCAUUGCUCAGAAGGUUCCCCUGUUGAAGCCAGUACAUUUGAAGGCCCGUCUAAAGUUUGCAAGGGACCAUCUGAAUGAUGCAGAGGGGUCAUGGGAGAAAGUCAUGUGGUCAGAUGAGACCAAAGUAGAACUUUUUGGAGCAAACUUUACCCAUCGUGUGUGGAGGAAGAACAAGGAUGAGUACAAUUCCAAGAUCACCAUCCGUACUGUGAAGUAUGGGGGUGGAAACCUCAUGCUUUGGGGCUACUUUUCGGCAAUGGGACAGGAAGACUGUACAGUAUAAAGCGGAGGAUGAAUGGUGAAAUACAUCUACAGAUUUUUAGCCACAAUCUCCUUCCCCCAGUCAAAGCCUUGAAGAUGAAUCGUGGCUGUAUCUUCCAUCAUCACAAUGAUCCGAAGUACACAGCCAAGCUGACCAAGGAGUGGCUGCAUAAAAAGCAUAUCAAGAUUCUGGAGUGGCGUAGCCAGUCUCUAGACCUCAAUCCAAUAGAAAAUCUUUGGAUAGAGCUGAAACUUCCAAAAAACCCCUGUUUCCAUAUGUGAAAACUUGGUGAAGAACUACAGAAAGUGUCUGAACUCUGUAAUUGCAAACAAAGGCUUCUGCACAAAUUAUUAGCACUGAUUUUUCAGGGUUACAGAUACUUAUUAACCCCAGUAAAUUACAAAUAAAUGAUUGAAAAAUCAUACAAUGUGAGUUCCAGAUUUUUUUAGAUUAUAUCUCUAUAAAUGAAAAUGUAUCCAUGAUUGAAAUUUCAGACCUCUACCUGUUUUCUAAGUGGGUGAACUUGCAAAAUCACAAGGGGUGCAAAUACUGUACUUCUGCUCCUCACUGUAUUUGCGGUCAUGGAUUUAACAUAUUAUGGCUAAUUAUAUGCUGAUCCCCUACUGGAUGCUUUAAUAAUAAUGCUCAUAUAACAAAUCCCAAGCAUCUUAGUUUGGAGGCAUUUAUUGGUUAAAAGGCAUAACUGCUGUGCUAAACUGUGACCAGCCCUUGUACAAAGGCAGAAGGCUUCACCAUUCACUUUGAAGGCGACGUGCAUAUUGGGCCAAAACCAAUAAUGAAAAACCGAUGUACUCAAUACUAUUCGAUAUGAUUUUUAAAUGCUUUGAUUGGCCAAUAUUAUCAGCUACCCGAUAAUAUCGGACAACUCUAGUAAAAUUUGUGCGUGGCAGCAACAGGUUAUAGGGUUAAAGUGCAGACACACUUUACCAAUUAGGUGACAUAAUGAAAACGUGUUUAACAAAAUCCUCUCGUUAUUCUAGCAUUUACUAAAUAGAAAUGAAUUUGGUAAUCCUAAUUGACCUACAACAGGAAAUGUAUUUUUUAUGUGAGACAGUAAGGGGGCGUUUCAACCAUAUGUACAUCAUACCUUAUAUGUGCUGUUUAAAAGGGCCUAUUUUUUUGCACAUGAAGAGUAAUCUAAAACGGCUUUGUGUUGUUUGCUGUCUAACACUGAUGUUUACAAAAGUCUAAGAACAAGGGCACUCACAUUGAGCUGUCUGUUUUUAAAUGUUGAUAUAUGGAUGGUGGUCGUCAACAUUAUAAAGAAGAGCAUAAUUAUUAAAGUUUAUUGUGUAGAUUUCAUGGUGGAACAACAUUGUGUUUACAUUUGGAUUAGGGACAGUAAUCUAUGGGAUACUGCGACCUCUGCUGUUUAAAUUGAUAAUUACAGGACACUGGUGCCUACUGCUGUUGCCAUCGACGUGGCAAUGAGCUGCAGAGAGAAACUAUUUAAAGGACUUUGACAUGUUGAGGAGAUGAGAUUUUGUAACGUUAUAGUGCUGCAGUCUGAGCUUUCUGGCAGACAUAGCAGGUGUUGAGUAAUGCAUGUGUGAGUAGGACAGUGACAGUGCCUUCAAAAGUCUUUCCAAACAACUUUUGAAAUUGAUUAUGUCUUAUGAUAUCUAUGUGUGGUGAGUAUUAGCCAACAACAAGUUUGGUGGGAAUAUCAACCAUCUGUAAACCAUCAAUGUUGUUUUUUACGCAGUUCUAUUUCAAAUAUUCCUGAUAUAUUGCUUCCUUGUGUCAAUUUUCAACAGUGUUUCUGUACAUUUAAUAAAUGGUCAAGAGCAUUGCUGUAUUAAUGAAGCAGUUGUCAUUUCUUUAUUUAAAAGUCACAUUAUUUACA